AUGAUACACUUGAAACGUUUCAACUCUUUGCUUCAAAGGAGUGAGAGCAAGUUGGUUUAUGUUCCCAUGUCCAUGUGUCAUAAAGCUCAGUUUCACAAUAAUAACCUUAAACAACCAAAACCAAACCAAACCCUUAAGAAAUACCUUGAAUGCAACAACCACGCCAAAGUGCUUCUACUUUUCAGAACCUUGUUAAGAAAAAAACCAUCCACUUUCAACUCCAUUGAUAGUUUUUCUUGCCUGUUUGCCCUUAAAGCAUGCAUCAACAAGAAACAUUCCUCUAUCCAAGGAAAACAAUUGCAUGCCCUCAUCAUGAAACUUGGAUAUGAAUCCAUAAUUCAACUCCAAACAUCCCUUUUGAAAGUGUAUGCUGAAGGAGGAAACUUAUUUGAUGCACACCAAGUGUUUGAGGAAAUACCGACAAAGAAUAUUAUUUGUUGGACGUCAUUGAUUUCUGCUUACGUUGGAAAUCACCAACCCAACAAAGGUUUGGAACUGUUUAGACUGAUGCUUAUGAACAAAGUGGAACCGGAUCAAGUCGUUGUGACGGUUGCUCUCUCGGCUUGUGCUGAUACUGGGGGACUUGAAAUGGGGGAAUGGAUUCAUGAUUUUGUCCGGCGUAAACACAGGAUGAAGACGGAUUUGUGUCUGAGUAAUGCGCUUAUAAAUAUGUAUGCUAAAUGUGGUGAUAUUGUAAAUGCAAGAAAGUUGUUUGAUAGCACAAGAAACAAAGAUGUCACAACUUGGACUUCUAUGAUAGUAGGUCAUGCACUACAUGGCCAAGCACAUGAAGCUCUUCAGCUUUUCUCCCAAAUGAACACAAGGAGGGAUAUGACAAAAUCGAGUUCAUCUAAUUUUAUUGUAUGUCCAAAUGAUGUAACGUUCAUUGGAGUUUUAAUGGCUUGCAGCCAUGCAGGAUUGGUUGAGGAAGGAAAACGUCAUUUCAGAAGUAUGACAGAAGAGUAUGGUAUAGAACCAAGAGAGCCUCACUUUGGCUGCAUGGUGGAUCUCUUAUGCCGUGGCGGGCACCUGAGAGAUGCUUACGACUUCAUUAUGCAGAUGCCGACAGAUUCAAAUGCAGUUAUCUGGCGAACGUUGCUUGGGGCAUGUAGCCUUCAUGGUGAUUUAGAGCUAGCUACAGAAGUUCGGCAUAAGCUACUUAACUUGGAUCCUGGCUAUGUUGGUGAUAGUGUUGCUAUGUCAAAUAUUUAUGCGGGCAGAGAUAUGUGGAAUAAAAAGAUUAUUGUUAGGAAUCAGAUUAAGCAGUCAAGAACUCCUGGCUACAGCUCAAUCGAAGCGGGAAAGGUUGUUGGUCAAUGUAUAACUUCAAAUGAUAAUAUAUGA
Vicia faba (fava bean) is the source of this 1344-nucleotide messenger RNA. The record is from the annotation of a GenBank genome assembly. Lineage: Eukaryota; Viridiplantae; Streptophyta; Magnoliopsida; Fabales; Fabaceae.